AUUUGCCGUUCUCCGCGCUUACUUUCUCUGAGGCCGCCCAAUAAUGGCUGCCGCCACCCCAAAAGCCGUGAGUUUGAAGCUGCUCAUCGACACGAAGGCCCAAAGAGUCGUUUUUGCGGAAGCAGAAAAACCGUUCGUGGAUUUCUUGUUCUACCUCAUGUCCUUGCCUCUGGGCACCGUCAUCAAACUCAUAUCACAGGAAUCCAUGGUGGGGGCACUCGGAAACGUCUACGGCAGUAUCGCUGGACUGAGCGACACCUACUUGCAGCCAGGCACGAAUAAGGAUUCCUUCUUGAACCCUAAAGUGCCGUUUCUCUCUCCUGAUGUUCCACUCCUCAUGCCGGCCGACUACGGUGGCGCUAACUCAACGGAGACCAAGAAGCUUUAUGUUUGCAGUGUGGUCAGCGGCAGUAAUGUUGUUUGUCGGAACCGCAAUACUAUAUAUUACUCCGAUGAAGGGAAUACUAAUUGUCCCGGGUGCAAUCGCGCUAUGAGCACCGUGGCGAUUUACGUCUCUCCGGUAAAGAAGGUGGGGUCGGUGUCUUAUUCUGGGGACGAAGGCGGUGGGUUUGUGAGAGGGGUUGUGAGUUAUAUGGUGAUGGAUGACUUGAAGGUGAUGCCUCAGUCUACCAUCACUGCGAUAACCACACUCAAUGAAAACAACGUUAAAGACUUUGGGUCUCUUGAGGUCAAGGUUGUUCACUUGGAAGCUGAUGUGGGACUGAAGUUGCUGAAGGCAUCAUUACAGACUGAAUCUGUUCUCACAACCGUCUUCCUUGGGAAUUGAAGUAGGUGCGGUAGCCGGUACAUAUUGAAUGAAACAUCAUUUCGUGAAUGAUCUGGGCUUGAAUGGUUGUAUAUUGAAGUUUGAUUGUUAUUAAUAUUUCAAUCAGAUCGUUGUAUGACUUGUAGCAUGUGCAAUUGUAGAGUGCAUGCUAUGCACUGUAGGUAUAUUAUCCUCUAGUUCUUGAGAGUCUUAGAACCAAAUAUGCAAGGGAUCCUUAUACGUGCCAAAAUUGGCAGUGAAUUUUCCGCCCUAUAAAUUCUGUGCCUAACGCCAUGCCA
Molecule: messenger RNA, 1065 nt
Organism: Cuscuta epithymum
Lineage: Eukaryota; Viridiplantae; Streptophyta; Magnoliopsida; Solanales; Convolvulaceae
Source: the annotation of a GenBank genome assembly